AUGGAAGAAGAAGAAGAGGAUGAAGACGACACGUUCGAGGAUGCCGUGUGCAACAAGACACCCGCCAGAGUCAACACACCUUUGUCUAUAAUCACCGAGGCGUUCGAAAACCUAGCUGAUCUGCUAAAACCCGACAUAACAACCGAAGAAGAAGAAGACGGUUUAAGUCUUGAUGCUUUCUGUAACGCGUGUACUCACGUCUCUGUCCUCUUCAGCUGCCUAGGGUUCGCCUUCAAAUUCGCUGAGAUGGAGUACAUCUCCAAAGUCAAUGAUUUGGUUGAAGCAUCGAAGACAUUAGACACGUUACAGAAUAUUUUGGACCUAGACGUGGAGAAAGAUACGGUGAAAACACCAGGAAGCCGUUCACGUAACCUAAGACGUGUGAGACUAGGGUUAGACCUAAUCCGAGCGAUCUUCGAGAAGUUCUUGAUGACAGAUGAAUACUCUUUGAAAGACGCUGCGACAACAGCUUACACAGAGGUGUGUGCGCCGUUUCACACGUGGGCUGUUAGAACCGCGGUUUACGCGGGAAUGUAUACACUUCCAACGAGGGAUCAGCUUUUAAUACGGCUCGAUGAAACUGAACAGUCUGUUGAGAAGAACAUGAGGAGGUACAUGGAAGCGUCACGACCCAUCAUAGAGUAUAUUGAUAAACUUUACAUUGAAAGGAACAUUAAACUUGACUGGUAA
Messenger RNA from Eruca vesicaria subsp. sativa (arugula), 690 nucleotides. Lineage: Eukaryota; Viridiplantae; Streptophyta; Magnoliopsida; Brassicales; Brassicaceae. The record is from the annotation of a GenBank genome assembly.